This is a messenger RNA of Paramecium sonneborni, 1158 nucleotides long. The record is from the annotation of a GenBank genome assembly. Lineage: Eukaryota; Ciliophora; Oligohymenophorea; Peniculida; Parameciidae.
AAAAUAAAUAUGUCAGGGUAUGAUCUUAAUCGAUUUCAUCCUUAACCUCCAGCACAUUUACUAUGCUUAAUUUGCAAUAAAGUAGUGAAAGACCCUCUAGAAUGUGAUUCUUGUGGUUAAAUGUACUGUAAUGAAUGUGUGGCACGAAAACCUUAAUGCAAAAGUCAAGAUUGUCCUAAAUAAGGAGCUCCUCCAUAAUAUGUUAAAAUCUAAGGAGCUAUGCUUAAAGUCUAUAAAAAUUUAAUGCUUUUUUGUGCAAAUCCUGAAUGCAAGAAAUUACUCUCAAUUGUUGAUAUUGAAUAACAUUAGAGUACUUGUCUAAAGUAAAAAUGCUUAAAUAAUGAUUUAUGCAAAGAAUUUAUAGAAAAGGAUGAUUAAAAGUAAAUUCUAUUAAGUAAUCUUAGAUUUUGUAGCAUUAUUUGUGAGUUGACUUUUUAAUUAUAUGAUGCUUAAAAUGACCCUAAAAAAUAAUUUGAUAUUAUUAAGAGAUAUGUACCUAAAUUAACAUCAACAAAUUCUCAACCAUCAUCCUUUUAAAUAAUGCCAUCUCAAUCAAUUCAAAAUAUUCAACCUAUUUCUAAUGGAGAUGGAGUAUUUUUUAAAUGGGAUAAAAAUAAAUGUGGAUAAGGUAUAUAAUUAACAAAUGGAGAUGUUUGUGUGUUCCUUAAAGAAAGCUCAUAUAUAUUUAGAACAGUUUUAGGAGAUCACGUACAUCUAUAUUUUAUUAAAUUAGGGAUUUGAAAGUGGUAUUCAUUAUUGGGAAAUAGAAGCAGAUAGUAGAACAGAAAAUGAAUUAAAAAUAGGGGUUUGUUAAGGUAAUACUAUAAAUUUAAAUGCUGCCUUUUGUGAUUUAAAUUAAGGGUUUGCAUAUUAUGGAUUAGCAUAAUUAAGAAAUGGAAGUAAUGCAUCAGGCUAAACCUAUGGUAAAAGAUUUAAAAAAGAAGGAACACUUGGUGUAUGUCUUAAUAUGAAUAAUGGUAAUUUAAAUUUUAAUUUUUAUUAGGCACUCUCUCCUUUUCAUUAAAUGGUGAAUAUAUGGGUAUAGCCUUUAGAUCAGAUCUACUUAAAAAAGGUCCCAUCUAUGCUGCAGUAGCAUUGCUACAUUGUGCUGGUUGCACUAUUAAAACUGGUAAAUAAAAACCUGCUUAUAUGGAAUGA